CGAAGCUGUUGCUUGAAAAGUCUUGCUGUGACAUCGUGACAAUCGCUUUCUGAUUGAUAAUACCGCACGUAUGUCAUCGCAUCCUUGGAGUACUCGUUCAUGUGCCUUGGGCUGCUAAUGUAUGUUGAUGCCAAAAAGAACGCCGACCGAUAUUAGCGCGACCUCUUCAUGGCAUCGUGACAAAUUUCAAUUUGUAAUUGAUCACUUUAUGUGCAACACACAUUUUCACCGAAUAAUUUUCAAAAAUUUUUGAACCAAACGACAAAUUUGAACGAUUCAAAUAAUUGAAAAACCAAACAAAAAAAUUGAAUAAAAAAAUUUAUAUGGAAAAAAUUUACUUUUUGGAAUUGUUCAAUUUUCCGACUUUUCCUCAUGAGAGACAUGCAAGUUUUUUAUUUCCAAACCUUUCACGAUCCACAACGAACAACCUCUUAAAAUUUCACCAAUAUUGGUUCAGCCGUUCUCUUAGCGUUACUAACGAACAAACAUUUAUUCGUUUGUAUGAGAAAAAGGGAAGGGCUGUUUUUAGGGAUUAUCCGGCAAUUAUUCGAAUUUUUUUCUCCGCCGAAACCAUCCCUGAACCUCAACGAACAUUUUAAAAAAAGAAUUAUCAAAUUUGGUUCAGUCGUAUGAAAGUUAUGAGCGUACAUACAUUUUGGCGAUUCAUUUUUAUUUAUAUAGAUUUUCACUAUUUUUUCGAAAAAUUAAUAUUAAGGUGUUUCCAAUGUGUUGACGCCGCCCCCGCCCAAUUUCUUUUGCCACGUCUGUAUCGGCAGAGCAAUCUUUUCUUUCCCUCUUUUUCGAAGUUUUUUCGAUGUUUAAUUCGCGCGCAACUAAACUCUAACUAAAAAGUUGCGCGCUCUCUCCUUUUGCGACAUCCUAGCGAUACAGACGUGGUAAGUGUGGUUCCAAUUUGUUUAUAAUUAAAUAUUUGUAUUAUAUGAAACUUUUGGUUUUUUAUUUAAUAUUUGUGGAUACAUUUGCGCCGACCGUUUCCCCACGGCCAACCACAUCAACGGAACGAGCGAGCACCGUGCUCCACCACCCGAAUUGUCAUUGGUCCUUCGAGCCGGAUAACAGGUAACAAGUCGAUUUUUUAUUAAAGUGAAAGUGCAUAAUUUGCCCGCUUUAGCAACUCGCAAGUUACAACCAAACAUAUUUUGGAUUUGGGCUCUGCAAGCUAAAGGCAAUAUAUUGGUUAAUUUGUGCAUGUACAAAAACCAUUGUGCUGUGUGAAGUGGAGACCAAAACUUAUUUUUGGCACUCUACCCACAAAAUAAACGCACAAGAUUGCAGGUAGUAUUGUACUUCAUUUAAGUACAACAACAAAUACACCUGGCAAAUGCACUUAUUUCACUUUGCAAAAAAAAACGCACUCUCUGUUAUUCGAGAAAGAAUUAUAAAUUUCUUGGACGCACAAAAUCGUCUGGAGCGUCAAAAAAUCUCUCUCGGGUUUUUGGUUUUUCUUAUAGUUAAUUUGAGUCUAGUCGCUCAACUCAGCAGCAUAGGAAAAGCAGCAAAGGCCAGGCAGCACAGCAGCCAUCCAAACAAACAAAAAGGUGUAGUGGUGAAAUCGAAAUGGUUCGAAAGUAACCCAGUGAUAAAAGUGAAAGUGAAUAGUGGAUAUAGUAAAUCAAAUAAGUGCUUGUUAAUUUUUAUCUGUAUUUAUACAUAUUUGGAUUUUAAUAAAGUAAUUAAGCACAAAUCAAUUUUGUUGGUGUACAUAGUCAAGGACUAGACGUGCAAGUGCAUUGGGGCGAUUACCCAGCAAGCACAUUCAAAUUAAAAUUGGGAAAAAUACUUUGAGAAAAUAGUUUACUAAAUUGAUUAAUUUUUUUUGUGCUUUCGAAUAUUCACGCUUCACUAAGAAACAACGCACUACUAAUUUAGAGUCUGUCCGUGAUUGGUUUUAUAACUUUUGAACUUUUGCAACAUAUUUGCAAAUAUUUUUAAAUUUCAAUUUCAAGUUUUAGAUCCGAUUUUGUGCAACAUUUUUGCAGUUCCGUUUAAAUUUUUGAAAACAAUGGAAUCAAUUAGAGCCUUUACCACAGCUGCAGACGCUCUACUGGAGUUUGAGGAGUCUUUUACUCCAACAGCAAACAAUCAAAGUGCCUACUCUCUCGAAGUUCAACAAGCUGAACUGAAAUCUCUGUGGGCAGAGGUAAAGUCAGAAUACAAGUUGUGUUUAACAAAAGUGGAUCCUUCUGACACAAGAUCAAUUGACGACAUUAAACUUAAAUAUAAAUACAAGCUGUUACUACGCUUAUGUGUGUUGCGCGGCCUUGAUGGGCGAACACAUGCACAACCUCACGGCGUUCAACCAAAGCCCUACUUCAAAUUCGACAGUUAUUCAACCUGAACGGUUACAACAAACUGUAGAACCCGUGAGGUAUACCAUCAAUCUACCGCCAUGUGAUACCGAAAUAUUUCAUGGCGAUGUUUUACAAUGGCCCUCUUUUAGGGAUCUAUUUGCCGCUAUAUAUGGGAAUAACCCAAGGCUAUCUCCGGUAGAAAAGUUAUUCCAUCUGAACCAAAAAACGCGAGGUGAAGCGAAAGCUAUUGUUUCGAAAGCGCCACUGACGAAUGACGGAUUCGCAUUGGCUUGGAAUAAUUUAUUGUGUAGGUAUGAAAACAAGCGAGUGCUUGUCAAUACACAGUUAAAUUUAUUAUUCAAGCUCCCGCACAUCUCAACAGAAUCUGAGACCGAACUCAGAAAUUUACAACGGGAGAUUAAUAGCUGCAUUUCAGCUUUACAAAUACAUGGCAUCAAUACAGAUAGCUGGGAUGCCAUAUUUACGUAUUUGUGUUCUAUCCGACUCCCGGACUAUACACUAUCGCUUUGGGAACAAUCUCUGGAUUCGGAUUCAGAGAUCCCAAAAUGGGUUGAGUUAGACAAGUUUCUAACCAAACGGGUUAAAACGCUUGAGAGAGUAUCAAACCUCAAAGGCGAGUUGAGUACUCAACCCAAUAUUAAGUCGGCUGAUGGUGAAGGUCGGAUACCAACCUUGCAAUCAAGGAUUGGAUCCAGGCCCAUCAAUUCCCAUCACGCCAAGACAAACAAUACCAGAUGUAAACUGUGCUCAUCUCAAUCGCACAUUUUGAAAACUUGUCAAAGGUUCAUUGAGAUGCAGCCUAACGCACGGUUAAAUGCUGUCAGAAAACUCCACGUCUGCCUAAACUGUUUGUCAGACUCACAUGAAGUAAAAAAUUGUAAAAGUAUGUUCAAUUGCAAUAAAUGUAAACAGAGACAUCACUCUAUGAUUCACCGGGAUCAGAGUGAGGGAAUAGCUCAGAUAUCUGACACUACUGAGAUUUCUACUAAAUCUCAUGUGGCCUCUAUUAAGGCCAAUAUUUCAAAUGUGCCUACCAGUCGAAACAUGCUCUUAGGUACAGCCAUGGUGACCAUAUGUCAUAACGAGAGCACCUUCACUGUCAGAGCCCUGAUUGAUUCGGGAUCUGAAGCCACCUUCGUAAGCAAUAGUCUCCAAAAACGCUUACAUCUGGCAACUAAAAAGGUCAGCGCGCGAGUUUCAGGAUUGAAUAAUACCGUAUCAGGACAAGUUCAAUCGGUAUGCUCGAUCUCAAUUGGCUCGCCCCGUAACAAAGGCUUGAAACUAGAAGCGGAAGCUUUGGUACUGCCAAAAUUGACUGGACUGCUUCCAUCCAGAUCAAUUAACUCUUCAAUUUUAAAAAGGCUACCUAAUAUCCCCUUAGCGGAUAAUAAUUUCCAUACGAGUCAAAAGGUUGACUUGUUGAUUGGAGCUGAUCUUUACCCUAAAAUCAUUCUAAAUGUGGUAAAAUUGAAAAUCUCUGGAUCCCUCGUAGCACAACGUACAGUGUUCGGUUGGAUUAUAACAGGUUCUGUUCCCUCCGAAGAAACCAAGAAACAACAUCAGCAGAAGCACCAGCUACAACGGGAUCAAACUAACGAUGAUGGCGAAACAAAUGAUGCGCCCGGCUCAUCGAAUCACACCGAUACGCAUGGUAGCGUCGGUGUGCCGACACUGCCUGCAGCAGCGCUAUCUCUGUCCGCAACAUCCGUAGGCAGCACACCGCCGAGCAGCGCUGAAGCGACAAAUAUCAACAAUUUCGCUUAUUACACGGGCGCCGCUGAAACGGUGGCAGCAACGGCUGUCACAGCUGCAACGCACCGACAUGCUGACGCAGCAACGCCACCACUACCACCCCCAUCACAAUCGUUGCCGCCAUCAUCAGCUGUGGCGGCCCCAACAGCAACAGCGCACUAUCCACCAUCACACCAGCAGAUGCUGCUACAGCUACAACAACAAUACGAGCAGCGUUAUCAACUGCAAACAGCCUAUUAUCACCAGCAACAGCAGGCGCCGCCGUCGCAAUCGCAGCAAGAAGACCAAUCAGCAACGUGCGUGACGUCACAACAGCCGUCUACACAAUACCAACAUGCGGCGGCCACAACAACAACAGUAAAUCAACAUGCUGCGCGCAGCAACAGACAAGCAACGCAGUCGACAGCCACACACCACACAACGAACACAUCACAAGCAGCAACAACAACACAGCAGCAGCAACCUGCAGCAAUGGCGCACGCGUUGACACAAACCACACAGCAACAACAACAAUCGUGUCAACGGACGUCAGCAGUCACUCAAAGCACUGACCAACGACGUCUCUCCCGCAUACCACAUGCCCAAGAUCGAGCCAGACUCGAGUCGUCUCGCCGACUUCGGCAUGCUGGUAACUUCCUUUCGGAUUGGCGGCAUGGCAAUGAUCGACUGAGACUCGAUUCGUCUCAGCGACAUUGCCCGGACCGUACCAGACUCGAUUCGUCUCGUCGGCCACCCCAUCUGCAAAGAAGACGUGAAAGAGGAAGUGCAGGAGCCAUUUAGUUAAGUUAGUUUUAAGUAAUUUAUUGUAAACUGCAUUUGCAGUAAUACUGCAAGGCGGGGAGAAUGUUGACGCCGCCCCCGCCCAAUUUCUUUUGCCACGUCUGUAUCGGCAGAGCAAUCUUUUCUUCCCCUCUUUUUCGAAGUUUUUUCGAUGUUUAAUUCGCGCGCAACUAAACUCUAACUAAAAAGUUGCGCGCUCUCUCCUUUUGCGACAUCCUAGCGAUACAGACGUGGUAAGUGUGGUUCCAAUUUGUUUAUAAUUAAAUAUUUGUAUUAUAUGAAACUUUUGGUUUUUUAUUUAAUAUUUGUGGAUACAUUUGCGCCGGCCGUUUCCCCACGGCCAACCACAUCAACGGAACGAGCGAGCACCGUGCUCCACCACCCGAAUUAUCACAAUGAGUUUUUAUAUUACAUACAAACAUACAUUACUUAUACAUUUUUAACAGUAUGUAGCUCUUCUUCUUCUUUACUGGCGUAGACACCGCUUACGCGAUUAUAGCCGAGUCAACAAGGAGGAUGGAGUCAUAUGUAGAAGUUCACGCAAGGGAGGAUGGAGUCAUAUGUAGAAGUUCACGCAAGUGAGGAAAGUUCUCUGAUCGCCAUUCACUUGGGAGUGGCCAGAAACGAUUCUUUUACAUAUGACUCAAGCAGCUCACGACUUCCGGUCUUUGACCAAGUAUCCUCUGGGUAGCCAAGAACAUCCGUUUGAAGGCGAGCUAACGUGAGAAGGCGAAAUAUCCCCUACAUAGGGUUGUGCGCUGGGUUUGGGACCCGCCACGUAAAAAAACAAUCCCAGCGAAUAGCAACAACAGUAUGUAGCUACAGUAUAUAAUAUUUUAAGGUAUAUACAAAUGUAUGAAUAUGUAAGUAUAUAUAAAUGAUCAGGAUGAUGAGACCAGUUGAAAUCCGAAUGUCUGUCUGUUCGACCGUCCGUCUGUGCAAGCUGUAUCUUGAAUAAAAAUCGAUAUAUUGUCAUAAAACUUUGCACACAUUUUCCUUGGUAGGACCGGAAACUAGCAGGACAGAACUGGCGGUCAAGCGGCAGAGUUCGCGCGAGGGAGAAACCUCCCUUGUUAAGAAACCGCGAACGGGAAAGGCGCUAGCCUUUAGCGAAAUCGCUAAAGGCGCUGAGCCUAUAGUACUUGGGGUGCUCGACUGCAGUAGGGAGGACGGUAACAUCUCCCAUGAUGAAUGGAAGAGGGUAGCGGCGGCUAUCUCGUCAGUCUUCCUGAGGGUGGUCAAGGAAAACCCGGAGCCACCCCCGAAAUGUGUGAGUGCCGAUUGGCACCAAGGGCUGCACAAGCUCACAAGUUGUGCUGACGAGAGAUCGGCCAUCUAAUAUAUACAAAUGCAGUCUCUCAGGUGGGGGAAGUUUGGAAGGGAGCCAGACUGGAGGCCGUGGCCAAAGAGGAUCUUCCUUUUCGUCCUAGGGCCCGCGUUUGGCUGCCGGCCGAACCUUCCACUCCGAGUGAGAUUAAGGAAAUCCUCAGAUAUUGCAAUCCCUCACUUCCAACGCAGAACUGGAGAGUCUUAAGGCUGGAGAGAACCGAUGAACCGUAUCGGCAAGCGGUGAUAAUGCUAAACACGGAAUCCAUCGGUCCUCUCAGCUCAAAAAAAGGCAGUCAUUAGCUAUGGUUUUGAAAUGGUAGUGCUGAAAGCCAGAGCUGAUGGCGCCCAAGCUGCGGCGGUUGUGGAUAUGACAAAGGGUGCUGACGGUCAAACGACCAUGGAAAUCGAUCCGACAGAGGGCGCUGACGGUCAAAUGAUCGUGGAAGUCGAUCCGAAUCUCUCGGAUGUGGCGAGUACUGAGUGCGGUUCGUCGAUUGGCGACUCUGUCUUCAGCCUCGAACAACUGUUCGAUCAGGUGCGGGCAGAUCACGACUUGGGCGCUGAAAUAGCGCUCCUGGAGGAAAGUCUGAAGGAUGAAAUUCCUCCAGAUUAACCUUCAGCAUGCGACGGCGGCCUCCGCCAAUCUAUUGCUCCGUCUGGAGCAAGACGGAGCUGAUGUCGUCCUGAUCCAGGAACGGCCAAGGAUGCAGGUAGGAACAGAGCCUGUAUGCUGGUAGGGAACGAAUUGACGGUACUUCCUUUACCUAAUUUCAGCGCUGACGUAGUGACAGCGAAACUGGAGUGUGACACCGAAGAUUUCUGGCUUAUCUCCGCGUACUUGCCACACGAUGAUGUGGUGGAGCCACCUCCCUUACUGCUGAGGGGGACCUUAGCCGAAGCGUCUAAGACUGGCACUGGCGUCAUCAUCGGUUCCGACGCUAACUCGCGACACCAGAUCUGGGGAAGCUCGGUUACUAACAAUAAAGGUGAGUCGCUUUUUGAUUUCAUUAUUAGCGAAAAUCUUCGCAUUUGUAAUAGAGGAAACUCUCCUACUUUUGUGACCGUAGGUAGGGAGGAGGUUCUCGACCUCACCCUAACCUCACAAGGGAUGGCCCCGCUGAUCUCGCACUGGAGGGUUCUCGACGAUCACUCCUUUUCAGAUCACAGGUACAUCGAGUUUAGUCUAGUCCGAGAAGGUCCGAAUAGGAAUGCUUUUAGAAACCUUAGGAACACAGAUUGGGAAGGUUACCGCAGAAGGCUUCGGCAAACUCUCCCACGCGCACCGGGGGUGGAGGAGUGGGUUGAAAUCUUUACCUCGGCGUGCAUUGCUGCGCUGGGAACACGUCCUGUCCACUGAAAUCACCAAAGGGCAAAGGGAAACCUCUGUGGUGGACUACGGAGCUCUCAGAUGUCAGGGCGUCAUGUUGACGCUUAUUCAACAAGGCCCGCAGAAGUGGGUUAUCUGAUGACUGGGCUUUGUAUAAAGUAGGACUUUCAAUAUAUAAGUCCGAGUUAAGAAAGGCUAAGAGGACCUCGUGGAAAUGCUUCUGUGAAAAAGUGGAAGGCUGUCACGAGUCUUCUAGAUUCAGGCGUAUUCUCGCAAAAACCCUAGUGUCGCUGGGGUAUCUCAAGGAGGCAAAUGGGAAGUGGGCCCUCAGCAGUGAAGAAACACUUCAGACGCUUCUCGACGCUCACUACCCGAGCAACAUAUCCUCUGAGAGGGGAUCUCUCGGGGUGCAUGGCUAUUGUGCGGCCUUUUUCGGCAUUCUGGAUGAGCGACAUUUGACGUGGGCGAUUAACUCGUUCAAACCAUUCAAGUCCCCGGGACCAGACGGCAUCAUACCAGCGCAGCUGCAACAGGAUAUUAAGGUGUCAUGCAGCUGGUUGUCACCUAACUAUGCGAACUGCAUCAGAUUAGGUUAUAUCCCGGGGCCUGGAGACGAGUCAAGGUUACGUUCAUCCCGAAGGCUGGCAGGGGCUCCUAUGUCACGGCCAAGGAUUUCAGGCCAAUCAGCCUCUCCUCCUUCUUGUUAAAGACUCUUGAGAGACUGAUGGACUGGUAUAUAAGGAAGCGCAUUCUGAGAGACUAUUUGUCAAGAGCACAACAUGCUUAUCGCAAGGGCAGGUCAGUGGAUACUGUCUUGCAUACUAUCGUGUCAUGGCUCAAGGAAGGCAUUCAAGCCAAGGAUUUCGCUGUUGGUACCUUCCUUGAAAUCGAGGGAGCUUUCAACAAUGUCCUGCCUGAGUCAGCAGUAACUGCUCUUGACGGUCUUGGGGUUGAAUCGAACCUCAAGUACCUCAUUCUCAGUCUUCUGUGCGACGGAGUGAUCGAAACAGAAUGGGGCAGCGCGCGUGCGAGGCGAAGUGUGAGUAGGGGAACACCACAAGGUGGGGUUCUCUCUUUUCUUCUAUGGAUCCUAGUUGUUGACGAAUUGCUCAAAAAACUAGAGGAACGCGGCAGUCGGGUGAUUGCCAACGCAGACGAUGUAGCCCUUAUGGCCAAAGGAAAGUUCCUUAGCACCGUGUACGAGUUGACGCAGGGAUAUCUCAGCGUUGUAACAAAGUGGGUCAGCCGAAAAUAUAAAAUCCCGGUGGCACC
Messenger RNA from Bactrocera dorsalis (oriental fruit fly), 8793 nucleotides. RefSeq lists its product as uncharacterized. NCBI's taxonomy places the organism in Eukaryota, Metazoa, Arthropoda, Insecta, Diptera, Tephritidae. The record is from RefSeq and is a predicted model, not a curated record. The transcript has 2 exons. Bases 2286 to 4865 code for a protein of 859 amino acids.